AUGAGCUCCAGCAGCAUCGUGGCCAUGGAGGAGUGGCCCCCGGAGAGUGGGGGCCGCGUGGGGAAAGAAGCCCCGGUCGCCACCAGCCCCGGCCCCACCAGCCCCGGCCUGACAUCGCUGGGCGCCAUCUUCAUCCUGAUGAAGUCCGCUCUGGGGGCCGGCUUGCUCAACUUCCCCUGGGCCUUCCAGCAGGCCGGAGGGCUGGGCCCCGCCUUCCUGGUAGAGCUGGUGAGCCGGGUCUCUGGGGGCCCGGUCUCCUUGCUCUUCCUGCUCAGCGGGCUGCUGGUCCUGGGCUAUGCGGCUUCCGUGAGCGGACAGCCCAGUUACCAGGCUGCGGUCCAUCGGCUGUGCGGCCCCGGCGUCGGGAAGCUGUGUGAGGCCUGCUUCAUCGUCAACCUGCUCAUGAUCUCGGUGGCCUUUCUCAAGGUGAUCGGGGACCAGCUGGAGAAAUUGCAUGAGUUCCUGCUGCCCACUGUGCCCCCCGCCCCUCGGCCCUGGUAUGCCGACCAGCGCUUCCUCCUGGCUCUGCUCUCCUGCCUGGUUAUCCUGCCCCUGUCGGCCCCCCGGGAGAUUGGCUUCCAGAAGUACACCAGCAUCCUAGGCACCCUGGCCGCCUGCUACCUCAGCCUGGUCAUUGUGCUGCAGUACUACCUCGGGCCUGAGGGCUUGGCUCGGGAGCCCCGUUUUUCACAGAGCCCUUCUUCCUGGAGUUCCGUGUUCAGCGUCUUCCCCACCAUCUGCUUUGGGUUCCAGUGUCACGAAGCCGCCGUGUCCAUCUACUGCAGCCUGUAUGACCAGCGUCUCUCCCGCUGGGCCCUGGUCUCCACGCUGUCCCUGCUGGCCUGCUGCCUCGUCUACUCGCUGACGGGGGCUUACGGCUUCUUGACCUUCGGGGCCAACGUCUCGGCUGACAUCCUGAUGUCCUACCCAGGCGGGGACGUGGUCAUCAUCAUAGCCCGAGUCCUCUUCGCUGUGUCCAUUGUCACAGUCUACCCUAUUGUGCUCUUCCUGGGCAGGUCGGUGCUGCAGGAUGUGUGGAGGCGGAGCUGCAGGGUACCAGCAGACCCCUCCGGUCCCCGGGUGCGGAUGCCCCUGACUGUGGCAUGGGUGGCUGUGACACUCACCUUGGCCCUGCUCCUGCCCGACCUCAGCGAGGUUAUCGGCAUCAUCGGUGGCAUCAGCGCCUUCUUCAUCUUUAUCUUCCCAGGUCUGUGCCUCAUUGGUGCCAUGAAUACUGAGCCCCUGGGAACAAGACUCAAGUGCUGCCUGGAGCUCUGGGGCGUGGUCUCCGUGCUGGUGGGCACCUUCAUCUUUGGCCAGAGCACAGUGGCGGCUGUCCUGGAGCUGUUCUGAGCAGGAGAGACCCCCACGCACCAUGGUCCACCACCCAGCAGACGUCACUGCUGCCAGCAUGCACACGGAGGGAUGCACACCUCGGGCAGCUCCUCUUGGCUUCUGCCAGCGCAAGGGGUUCUCAGUGCCAGGGGAGCCCAGCUCUGGGGUGUUGGGUGCUGGGCCUUGGGAGGGAAGGGAACCUAGCUGUGUCCUUGUCCUCACUGGAUGCUGACCAGUAGAGACUGCUCUUCCUGUGCCCCGAGGCUGGCAGCAUUCAGCCUGGGAGAGGAGGGGAGGGACUGGCCUUCAAGGCCAACUGCAGUGACCGGACUCUGGAUGUGCUGCUUGAGAUCGACAGCCACAUGUCCCCUCUCUGUACCAUCCAGCCACCUGCAUGACAUGGUGUCAGUGUGUCUACAACCUGGGCCACCAAUCCUAGAGCCUUGGCAUCAUCUGGAGAGAAGCCCUACCCGGAAGCAGUCCCCCUGUCCCCAUGCUGGGCAGCUGUGAGCCACUCUGUCCAGGGGUUGGCCUGGGCAGCUCACAUAAAUGGCCUCAUGUAA
This is a messenger RNA of Echinops telfairi (small Madagascar hedgehog), 1898 nucleotides long. RefSeq names its product solute carrier family 38 member 8 (gene SLC38A8). NCBI's taxonomy places the organism in Eukaryota, Metazoa, Chordata, Mammalia, Afrosoricida, Tenrecidae. The transcript is spliced from 11 exons. Gene Ontology annotation, molecular function: amino acid transmembrane transporter activity. Gene Ontology annotation, biological process: amino acid transmembrane transport. The record is from RefSeq and is a predicted model, not a curated record. The coding region runs from base 1 to 1353 and encodes 450 amino acids.